UUUUUUAUUAAUUAAGGCUCGCGAGAAUCCCGAUAAAAAGGCUGAAAAUGGCAGAUAUCAUGAAGCACUCGUGUGAAACUCAAGGAUGUACGAAGCCAGCGGCUCUUCAAUGUCCCAAUUGCAUCAAAUUGGGCAUGAAUUCCUACUUUUGCUCACAAGACUGUUUCAAGGGAUCCUGGAAAAGUCACAAAAUAAUUCACACCUUAGCGAAAGCAGCGGAGAACAACAAGCAAGACGAGGGCUACAAUCCAUGGCCCGGAUACACAUUCACCGGCGCCCUUCGUCCCUUCCCAAAGUCGGAAAAGCGUCCCGUGCCCGAUACCAUCAAGCGACCCGAUUAUGCGGAUCAUCCGCGUGGCAAGAGUUUGUCGGAAGAGCAGCUGCGCGGCAAUACGACAAUCAAAGUGCUGGAUGACGAGGAAAUUGAAGGCAUGAAAGUCGCAACGCGUCUCGGGCGCGAAGUUUUGGAUGAGGCAGCGCGCGUUUGCGAUGUCGGCGUUACCACAGACGAAAUUGACCGAAUCGUGCAUGAGGCAUGUAUCGAACGCGAAUGUUAUCCGAGUCCCUUGAACUACUAUAAUUUCCCGAAAAGUUGUUGCACGUCGGUAAAUGAGGUAAUUUGUCACGGAAUUCCCGAUUUGAGACCCUUGCAAGACGGAGAUUUGUGUAAUGUUGACGUUACGGUGUACCAUCGAGGGUUUCAUGGCGACUUGAAUGAGACGUUUUUCGUGGGAAAUGUCAAGGAGCAACACAAAAAACUCGUUCAAGUGACUUACGAGUCGCUAAUGAAGGCAAUUGAUAUCGUCAAGCCGGGAGAAAGGUAUCGCGAAAUCGGAAAUGUUAUCGAGAAACAUGUUCGCAGUCAUGGUUUCAGCGUUGUUCGAAGCUAUUGUGGGCAUGGCAUUCAUCGGUUGUUCCAUACAGCUCCAAAUGUGCCACAUUAUGCGAAAAACAACGCCGUCGGUGUCAUGAAAGCGGGACAUUGCUUCACAAUUGAGCCGAUGAUCAGCGAAGGUACGUGGCGCGAUUGCCAAUGGCCUGAUGAUUGGACUGCCGUUACGCAAGACGGCAAAUUCUCGGCGCAAUUCGAACAGACACUCCUCGUCACGGAAACUGGCUGUGAAAUUUUAACCAAAAGACGCAAUGGAACGGGACUGCCUCACUUUAUGGAUAAAAUGUAGACUCUCUCUUUAAAAUUUUUUUCUUAGUCAGAACUUUUAAUAUCACACAUAAUCAGGUUUUUGUUGAACAUUUUUAUAUGAAAAUAUUAUCGAAAAUGGAAAAAACAAGAAAUAAAUUGUUUGCAA
This is a messenger RNA of Culicoides brevitarsis, 1307 nucleotides long. RefSeq names its product methionine aminopeptidase 1. The coding region runs from base 48 to 1181 and encodes 377 amino acids. Gene Ontology annotation, biological process: proteolysis. The transcript is spliced from 4 exons. Gene Ontology annotation, cellular component: cytosol. The record is from RefSeq and is a predicted model, not a curated record. Lineage: Eukaryota; Metazoa; Arthropoda; Insecta; Diptera; Ceratopogonidae. Gene Ontology annotation, molecular function: metalloaminopeptidase activity.